AUAUACUAGUAGUAAAAGAGUGACAGCAGCACGAUGACAUGAAACAGUUUCGACUUUUAUGGAACCAUGAUGUUAGGCUUAAGGUACAGUCAACUUAUUUAGACGACUCGUUAUUCUGAGUAAACAUUUUCUGGUGCGAGAUUACAAAUGGUCGGGAACUCGGUUUAUGAAAAUCAGGAAAUACGAACUGUCCCAUGUAGGGUGUAAUUAUACUAGUAUUAACUACAUUUAAACCCAAGCUAAAACUACGCUUUAACUGAAUGGAUCGUUGAACAAGUCAGGUUUCAGUUAAAUGAUUAGCCAGUGGAGACCGAGUCAGGUCUGAUAGCUUGGUGUGCCUGUUCUACUUCAGUUGAAACACCGUCUGAACCGUCCAAUCAGCCUUGCCCUUUCUUAUGACGUCGCUAGAGGAGACCAUGCAUGAGAAUACCCUAAAGACCAACCAGACAGUAGAACCAAGAAAUGAUUGUUCUAGUAUUGCCGACUUGAGUAUACAAUCGAGUACACCUUUUCAACCUUACCAGAAACGAUUCAGUAUGUCCCUGGCCUGCCAAAGUACCGGCUGCUCCGAUAAAGUGAUAGACUCGGAUGUGCAAGGCAUUACUAAUAAAUGCGCGGUGUCCGAGAAUCAACCAGUCACGGGAGAGAGUAAAACAUAUCUAAGCAACAGCGUUUCUUCCGAUGCAGACAUAUCUUCUUUAGGUCUUCCUAGUGUCGAGAGUUCGUCGCAAUUGUCGAGCACCAGUAAUCUUCAGGACACACAGCGGAGCCGGAUGUCCGUCGAACUGUCUAGCGUCGCCCUUCCAGUUUCCGGCGGGGAGCGGAUAGGAAACCGGCCCGUAAGCUGUGACAGGAUGUCCGAACAGUCACCCACUCACAGUCCCGCGAUUUCGCCGAACGCAGACUGUAGUAGAAGUCCAGUCGGUCCUGAUAACUCCCCUGCAUCUGGUAGCAGCGUUCUGGAAGUGAAACGUGCUCGUGUAGAAACAAUUGUGUCCACCAUGAUGCAGUGUCCAAGCGGUCCUGUGAACGGGUGUAAGAAAAGAAAGUUAUACCAGCCUCAACAGCACGAAGUGAAUGAAGAUGAAGAACUGGAAGGAGAUAACGAGGAAGAUAAUGAAGAGUUUUCUGGACCACCGAUUAAACAACGUCGCGUAUUUCAAGAAGAUCUUAAAUCGGAUUUACGGAAAAUGCAGGAGCAACUUGCUUUAAUUGAGCAGCAGUACACAGAACUGUUUCAAGAGCACGUCUCACCCUCGCAGCCAAUGGUUCUGAAAACCGAGAAGAAACCACUCCAAUCUGGUCACUUUGGAGAACGGGACACCUCUCUGGUGGUGCUUACCGGCGUUAAUUCCAAAGUCACAGACAACAUUCAAUCAAGGAAAAUGAAGGAUACUAUAAGUGAAGCCAGACAACUUGCCGACCAUAAGGAUCAGGAAAUCCGUCAAUCUUGUAUUGUUAAACCAAAUGGUCAAACUAGCCAAACUUCAAUGACCACUGACCUGGACAAUCUGGUUGAUGCUCUAAAGUCUGAAAUCUCCAGGUCACUGACAAAUGUUAUCGACUCCAUUGUGACGAAGUAUAAACAAACCAGAGUAUACUCUAAGUCGCUGGAGGCGGAAACCCCUAAGGAUCUGACGCUACUAUCUCAAAUCCUUGAUCGAAAAUCUCCUCGUACAAAAGUGGUUGACCGUGGCAACAGAGUCACUAGUCAGAUGCCAAUUGGUCAAAAAGUUAGUCCCUUUUCUUGUGAUUCAAACACCAGAACUCAGGAUUUCUAUUCACAGGGGAUUAGACCCCCCACAUCGUUAUUCUGUCCAACCACCUCAUCUCAAGCAAUACACUUUGCUCCAGCAAGUAAUAUCCCUUACCUACCGGCAGGUACGGGAGUUACUACAAGCAGUUGUGUCACGGAGCAAACGGAAGCCAUAUCUCUGGUAGUAACGCCUAAAAAGAGACGCCACAAGGUUACUGAUGCACGUGUAACCUCUCGUCUUAUGAGUCACUCCACGAGUCAAGAAGAUUGUAGCCCUAAGCAUCCUUUCAUCACUAACACAACACAACCCUCCAUAUGUCUCCCGGUCUACCCUCACCAACCACCUCCUUUGGUCCCCGUGAGCUUACCAACGUCUGUGGCUAUCCCUAACCCCAGUCUCCAUCAUAAUGAAUUGUUUCCCUACUGCUAUGAGACUACCAGGCUAGCUUACUUCAGCCAAGAGGACAAGUCAUCGCUUGCUGGACGUGCCUAUUCCCACUACCCCGAUUCUCCAGUCGAGUCCACAGCCUUCUCCUACCUGAAGCAGGAUUUGGGAGAUGGAUCAGACGGUGGCGACAGCCAGAGCUGCGAGUCAAGUCUUGCAGUUACUAGUACUCUAACUCCAAUGCAUCUGAGGAAAGCCAAACUGAUGUUUUUCUACGUGAGGUACCCAAGUUCUACGGUUCUCAAGCUCUACUUUCAAGACAUUAAGUUCAACAAGAACAACACAGCACAGUUAACCAAAUGGUUCUCCAACUUCAG
Messenger RNA from Limulus polyphemus (Atlantic horseshoe crab), 2518 nucleotides. RefSeq names its product homeobox protein prospero-like. The annotation marks the transcript as partial. Gene Ontology annotation, molecular function: RNA polymerase II cis-regulatory region sequence-specific DNA binding; DNA-binding transcription factor activity, RNA polymerase II-specific. Gene Ontology annotation, biological process: regulation of transcription by RNA polymerase II. The record is from RefSeq and is a predicted model, not a curated record. Gene Ontology annotation, cellular component: nucleus. NCBI's taxonomy places the organism in Eukaryota, Metazoa, Arthropoda, Merostomata, Xiphosura, Limulidae. The transcript has 3 exons.